Molecule: messenger RNA, 375 nt
Organism: Anopheles nili
Lineage: Eukaryota; Metazoa; Arthropoda; Insecta; Diptera; Culicidae
Product: pupal cuticle protein Edg-78E-like
Exons: 2
Coding region: 1-375 (124 amino acids)
Cellular component (GO): chitin-based extracellular matrix
Molecular function (GO): structural constituent of chitin-based larval cuticle
Source: RefSeq, a predicted model, not a curated record
AUGUUCAAAGUGGCGUUUUGCAUGAUUGCUCUGGCAGCAGCCCUUGCUCUGGCCGCCCCGGCCGCCGACGACGCAUCGGCCAACAUCCUGACGCACGAAUCGCGCCUUGAACCCGAUGGUGCUUACUCUUACCGAUACUCGACGAGCAACGGCAUCCAGGCUGAGGAGAGCGGCAUCGGUGGUCAGUCCGUGCAGGGUUCGGCCUCGUGGGUCGGUGAUGAUGGUGUGCCAAUCGUCCUGACUUACACCGCCGACGAGAAUGGAUUCCACCCACAGGGCGUCCACCUGCCAACUCCGCCACCCAUCCCAGACUACAUCCUGCGGGCGCUGCGUUACAUCGAAGCGAAGCAGGCGAGCCAGAACGGACGCAAAUAG